CCGCUGCUCCCUUGCAACAAGGGCCAGAGUCUCCUUCAACGACCGCCGUUCCGUCAUCGCGUUCAAUGGGUCGAGGUCCUCCCUCUGCUUCACCAUGGCCGACCUCAACUUGACAGCGGCCAUCGAGGCUAACCUCCUCGCUGCCCUGAGCAAGCAUACCGAAGAGGCUAAGAGCCCGGCUCCAGCUCCGACUCCCGCUCCGGGUCCAGCUCCCGUUCCCACGCCGACACCAGCGUCGAUACCGACCCAGGAUGUUGCUCCUCCUCCUCAACCAGUGCAGCAACAACCACAAUCACAGCAGCCACCGCUGAACCACUCCGUACAGGCGUCUCAAGGACCCCCAAGUCAGACAAUCCAGCCGCCCCAGCAGCACUUGUCACAAGCGUCCUCUCUCAGCCAUGCUCUUCAGCAGGCUCUACAAAGCUCGAAUCCCCCGUCUUAUCAGACGCCCUCUACCCACCAGCCUCAACCCCCCUCGACGACCGCUGCGCCGAUCUCUCAACCACUUGUACAAGCCCCGCCGCCCCAGCCGAACCCUCAUGCAGCUUCCAACGUGCCUCCCCAGGCGUCUCCCGUCCUGGCAGAACCUUCGAAAAAACGGUCUCGUAGCCCCGAUCCCGAACAAGACUCGAAUGGUAAACGCCCCAAGCUUGAACACGUUGGUGAGAUGGACCAGGACAUACCGUAUGAUAUCAAGGUAGCCCUCGCAACUGCGCUUGGCGAUUUCGAGAAACAACACGGCCAAGUAGGCAACGAUAGCUCGCUCGAAAACCCAUCCGGGUCCAGCUCAGCCCCUCCUCCGGCACCCGCCAUCUCUCUGUCUGCUACAGCUACACCGAUGCCCGAGAAAGGAGGAGAUAAGCUUAUGAAGGCAUCAUCGAACUCGACUUAUAUGAUCCGUUCAAUGAGUCUUCCGGUUCUCGGAAACCUGGCUGUUCAGAUUCUGCUCCGAUUAUCGCAACAACCACGAAACGAAACAUUAUCACUUCUUUCCGAAACCGAUGCCGAGUUUCGAAAACACUAUGACUUGUUGACAGAGUCGUUCAAGUUAGCCAGAAGGGGUUUCUCCGACAGUCCUGUGCUUCUCCCAGACGAACUAGAGAUCAACGAUUCAGAGGACCGCGAGACGAUUCGGGUUGCAAACCUAGCUACGACGGCCAUCAGUGUAUUCGGUGCAAAUGAUGUUGCUUGCAAGGAUUUGGACGACUCUUUCUUCUCCAUCUUCGUACCAGAAGAUGGCGAGUUUAAAGAUACUUUGACCGACCUGCUCCUUAGCCUCAAAACGCAGGCCUUGCUGGAUUCCUUGGAUGAGCAUGCGACUCCCCAGCAGGUUACAGAACAACUCGAAAAGUUCUUCCCCGAUAACUUCGAAGACUGGCUCAAGCAACGCAAUCUUGAGGUCGUUACAGACACUGAUGCGGACCAACUUGCCGUGAAGGUCAAGGAACGCAGGGAGCUGUUGUCCACAGUCGCCAACAAUGAACAGCCCAAAAAAUCUCUGGAGAGCAAGUACCCAUCCGAUACUUUUCCCGAGACUCUCUGUGCCUUUUUGCAAAGCCACAUUGGGGUCGUCGUUGAAUACGCCGAAGAAUAUGGGGUCAAGAUUCCAAUCAGUGAGGAGCCGAUUGUAUCGGACCCAGUUCAAAACGGCAACAACGUUCAGGACGAACACGCCGACUUGGCCGCCCUUUUGCAGUCCAAGAUUGUCGAGAACGGCGAGCUUAAAGACUUCCAUACGGGAAACCUCAACAAUGAGGCGUCCGUAUCGGCUGACGACAAUUUCGAUCUAAGUAAACUUAUCGAGCAAUCUCUCCCCGACCAUAUCAAUGGAAUGAAAGACGGGCUUCUGGAGCAAAAUGGGCAGGGUGAAUCAAGCGGGCUUUUUGACACAAAGGAUCUGGCAUCCCUCAUUGCUGAAAAGCUAAACGAUAAUCUUGAGACACCGGUUCACGGGAUCCCAAAUGUGCCACAGAACUCCUAUGAAGAUACCAUGCGGGAGAACCAAGGCCAAGUACACCCCCAAUAUCAUAACCUCAAUCAGCUACAAACACCGACCUACCAUCAGUAUCCUCAAACAUCAUCUUCUAAUAUCGGAAUGGGGACAACGGGGGAAACGCUACCGCCUAACCAGUCCUGCCCCACCUCGGUUCUAUACGAGAAGGCAAGGCAGGCCGCUGUCGCCAAGUCCUCGAGCACGACUCGCAGGGAGGGACUGCAUUCGACUCGCCGACCAUGGACCCCCGACGAGGAAAAGGCUCUCAUGAUGGGUCUCGACAUGGUGAAGGGUCCUCAUUGGAGUCAGAUUCUUUCACUCUUCGGGGCUCAUGGGUCCGUUUCGGACAUUCUCAAGGAUCGCACGCAGGUCCAGCUCAAAGAUAAAGCAAGGAACCUCAAACUGUUCUUUCUGAAGACAAACUCAGAGAUGCCCUACUAUUUACAAAGUGUGACGGGUGAGCUCAAGACUCGGGCGCCCGGACAGGCUGCUCGCAAGGAGGCGGAGGAAAAGGCACGCCUGAAUGCGGAGGAUGAACAAGCACGGUUGGCAGGUAUCAUGACACUGGGUGGUCUGCAUAAUAACCACCAUCAAGUUGCCGGCAGUCCGAUUGCGCCCUCUCCUGCUCGUCCUCACACCGCAACUCCUGGACCAGGGACUGGUCAUUUGAAUGGGACGCCCACGCCCACGCCCACGCAAGUACCGACAAACCAGCCUGCGGCUCUUGCCCCUGUCCCGAUCUCGCCAAUGGUCAAGAGUGAGCCCGUGGACCACUCAACGCAUCAGGUCAGCAACCUGCCCCAGAUUCAGCCCGCCCCGGCUCCUCAGUCGUUGCAGCCGGCGUUGAAGCCUCAGCCGCAACCUCAGCCGCUACACCAGCAACAGUCACAGCAAUACCUACAACAACACCCUCAAACAAACGCUCAACAACACCCACAACAACACUCACAGCAACACCCGCAACCUCUACAACCACUUCGACCUCAACAGCAACCUCAACAGCUACCCCAAUCCCAAAUGCGCUCUCAAACUCCCCAGACGCUGGCGCCAGCUCCAGCGCAACAAUAUCAAAAACAACAACAACAACAUCAUCAUCAUCAGCCGCAAGGGCAACAGCAGCACCAACAGCUGCACCAGCAGCAGCAAUCACAACAACAUUUACAGCAACACCAACAGCCGCAGGCGCAACCGCAGCCACAGGUACAGGCACAGCCACAACAGCAGCAACAGCAACAGCAGCACCAUGUGGCUACGACUCCAGUAUCAACACCAACUACGACGACGGCAACACCAGCAACAGCAGCUGCUCAACCCCAUGUCAGUGUUGCCGCGACAGAGUCAGCACCGGCAAGUUCGACGUUAAGCAAUCAAGCCACACCGAGCUUUGGACUCCCACCCAUACCUCCGAACCACCACUCAACACCGGAUCAAGCUCAAGACGUCAAGUUGUUUGAGACACUCCAGGCUGCAAUUGGUGCAACUUCACCUGCUCACGAGAGCCAUCCAGCUGCGACUGUGUCAGAAACAUCUGCUGGGUAGAAUCCAGACCCUGGGAGUGGUGAGGACGUGGAGAAUGGUAUAAUUGAGUUGGGGAAGCGUUUGACGGCAGCGGCCUUGUGAACUACAGGUGCAUGAUGGAUGUGAGUACAUGCGGGCUUGAGGAGAUUUUUUUUCUUUCUUGGCACGAAAUUGCAAUGAUUAAGGGAUUGUCAUGAUCACCAUUUUUAGGCGUUUAGGUUUACAAUAUGGGUGGCAGGAAGAGAGUGUUGGGCGUUUUUCAGACAUGCUUCGAAUUCUCAGGGGCGUUAGGCCACUGGUGGUUAUACCAAAGAGACGGUGAUACCAAAUAUGGGUUAGACAGUGCUGUCUUUUACCUUUUAUAGCGGAGGUUUUUAUUCUGAUAGCGAAACAUUAAGAAGGGCUUUCAAUCACCUG
Messenger RNA from Neurospora tetraspora, 3928 nucleotides. RefSeq names its product telomere repeat binding factor-domain-containing protein. The record is from RefSeq and is a predicted model, not a curated record. Gene Ontology annotation, biological process: telomere maintenance via telomere lengthening. The coding region runs from base 95 to 3532 and encodes 1145 amino acids. The transcript has 3 exons. Gene Ontology annotation, molecular function: double-stranded telomeric DNA binding; protein homodimerization activity. Lineage: Eukaryota; Fungi; Ascomycota; Sordariomycetes; Sordariales; Sordariaceae.